GGACUCGCAGGCGGGUGGUGGCGGCCGUGCUCGCUGGUGAGGGCGGGAGGGAGUGAGUCACUGAGCGUGUGUGAGGGAGGGAAGGAGCGAGCGAGCGAGCGAGCAGCCCGCGCCGCCCUCCCGCCAGCGCCAGCCAGGCCCCGCCGCACCGCCUGCCCUCCGUCCCGCGCCCAGGCCGGGCCGAGCCGAGCCGGGUCGGGCCCGGGCCAUGCUGCUCACCGUGUACUGUGUGCGGAGGGACCUCUCCGAGGUGACCUUUUCCCUCCAGGUCGACGCCGACUUCGAGCUGCACAACUUCCGCGCGCUGUGCGAGCUCGAGUCCGGCAUCCCCGCAGCCGAGAGCCAGAUCGUCUAUGCUGAAAGACCACUCACAGACAACCACAGAUCCCUGGCUUCUUACGGCUUGAAAGAUGGGGACGUUGUGAUUUUACGGCAGAAGGAGAAUGCAGACCCUCGACCUCCGGUGCAGUUCCCAAGCUUACCCCGGAUAGACUUCAGCAGCAUCGCUGUGCCUGGCACAUCCAGUCCCCGGCAGCGUCAGCCAGCCGCAGUGAAGCCGUCCCACUCCUCUGGAGAAAUGGCUGCAUCUCCUCAGGGCUUGGACAAUCCAGCCUUGCUCCGAGACAUGUUGCUGGCCAACCCACACGAGCUGUCCCUGCUGAAGGAGCGCAACCCACCCCUGGCCGAAGCUCUGCUCAGUGGAGAUCUUGAGAGAUUUUCCAGGGUCCUGGUAGAGCAGCAGCAGGACCGGGCCCGGAGGGAGCAAGAGAGGAUCCGUCUCUUUUCUGCUGACCCCUUUGAUCUUGAAGCUCAGGCAAAGAUAGAAGAAGACAUAAGGCAACAGAACAUUGAGGAAAACAUGACGAUAGCUAUGGAAGAGGCCCCGGAAAGUUUUGGCCAAGUAGUGAUGCUUUAUAUUAACUGCAAAGUGAACGGACAUCCUGUUAAAGCCUUUGUUGACUCAGGUGCCCAGAUGACUAUUAUGAGCCAAGCUUGUGCAGAAAGGUGUAAUAUAAUGAGAUUGGUGGACCGUCGGUGGGCUGGAAUUGCCAAAGGAGUGGGCACCCAGAAGAUUAUUGGAAGGGUACAUCUAGCUCAGGUUCAGAUUGAAGGAGAUUUCCUGGCGUGUUCCUUCUCGAUCCUUGAGGAGCAGCCCAUGGACAUGCUUCUGGGACUGGACAUGCUUAAGCGGCACCAGUGCUCCAUCGACCUCAAGAAGAACGUGCUCGUGAUUGGCACCACAGGCUCACAAACCAGCUUCCUGCCGGAGGGGGAGCUGCCGGAGUGCGCGCGGCUGGCAUACGGGGCUGUGCGGCCGGAGGAGAUCGCAGACCAAGAGUUAGCAGAAGCCAUUCAGAAAUCAGCAGAGGAUGCAGAGCGUCAGAAGCCAUGAUGCAUGUAGUGUGUGUGUGCUGCAGCUGGAGUGGGCCCCAGACCAGAGCAAAGUGGUAAAGAAUCUACCU
Molecule: messenger RNA, 1463 nt
Organism: Lepus europaeus (European hare)
Lineage: Eukaryota; Metazoa; Chordata; Mammalia; Lagomorpha; Leporidae
Gene: DDI2
Product: DNA damage inducible 1 homolog 2
Exons: 10
Coding region: 209-1393 (394 amino acids)
Biological process (GO): proteolysis
Molecular function (GO): protein binding; aspartic-type endopeptidase activity
Source: RefSeq, a predicted model, not a curated record